CGGGCGCCGCCUACUCCUUUCCCUGUUCCAGAAUCCCGGAACUAAACGCCAGUGUCAGCUGGGUGUGGAAGGUUCGAGAAUGCUAAACGCGUGAAGGAGGCCUGGUGGCGGAUUUUACAGAGACCGGAGAUCCUGGAGUGAAAACAUACUGGAUUAUUUUCUCAGAAACAAUCAGAUCACGACAGAAGAUGGCGCUGAGAUCGUCUGGUAUCACGCAGCCAACCACAAGUCCCAGAUGCGUGAGGCACUGAGGAGUGCUGCCCACAUGAUAGAGGCUGAUGUCCUCCUUCCUAGUGAUGGAUCAGAGCACGGCCAGCCAAUCAUGGCCCAUCCUCCUGAGACACACAGUGAUAACACUCUGCAGGAGUGGCUGGCUGAGGUCAUCAAGAGCAACAAGGGCAUCAAGCUGGAUUUCAAGAGCCUGGCAGCCGUCAGAGCGUCCAUGCUGAUCCUGGAGAAUGUGAAGCAUCUCCUUCAGCGUCCCGUGUGGAUCAAUGCUGAUAUUCUUCCUGGGCCAAACGGAAGCAGCAAAGUCGUGGAUGCCAAAGCCUUUCUAGACACCGUGACGUCUUCCUUUCCAGAUGUGACCUUUUCCUUGGGUUGGACAACAGGCUGGCAUCCUGAGAAAGUCAAUGAAGGCUACAGCUGGACAAUGGUGAAAGAGAUGGCCUACAUAUGCCGUGGACUGACCCAGCCUGUCACGUUUCCUGUCAGGGCGGCUUUGGUCAGGCAAUCUUGUUCUCAGUUGCUGUGGCUGUUGAAGAGAUCAAACAGGUACAGCCUGACUGUUUGGACUGGAAAAGAUGACAAUUAUUCCACUGAAGAUUUACUUUAUAUUCGAGACUACUUUAAUAAAACCCAAGUUUUCUAUGAUAUUUUGGAUCCACAAAACCAUGAAUUUAAACAAGCCAUUGGGAUCCGAGUCCCUCUUUAAGAAUACAAGAAUUCACUUCUUCUAAAUUAGUUUCUCUUUUGGCUUCAUAUCCUUCUCUGCUUUGUCAAAAUUAAUUACUGUAUUAGUAGUGAUUAUGGUUUGUGCUAAAUUUAUCCAAUCAAAAUGUCUAUUGUGUACUUCCUCCACCUUUAUAAUGUCAUAUGGCUGUGCGUAUGAAAGAUUUCCCAGCUGCAGUAAAACUGUCCAAGCUGGGUGUGCUAGAACAUGUUUUUAACCCUACAACUUAGGGGACUGAGGCAGGAAAAUCUAGAGUUCAAGGCCAGCCUGGACAACAUUGUGAUACCCUAUCUCAAAAACAUUUUUUUAUAAAUUCUCUGUAAUCACCAGACAUUAAUUUUGUAAAAAAAUUCAAUUAAUGAAUUUACUACUUUUUGAUGAAAUUAGAAGCAUGAUAUAUUUGUCCAGAAUGAAAUACUUCCUAUCUAGCCCUUAACAA
Messenger RNA from Microtus ochrogaster (prairie vole), 1391 nucleotides. RefSeq names its product family with sequence similarity 151 member B (gene Fam151b). Lineage: Eukaryota; Metazoa; Chordata; Mammalia; Rodentia; Cricetidae. The record is from RefSeq and is a predicted model, not a curated record.